Molecule: messenger RNA, 725 nt
Organism: Culex pipiens pallens (northern house mosquito)
Lineage: Eukaryota; Metazoa; Arthropoda; Insecta; Diptera; Culicidae
Exons: 2
Coding region: 80-625 (181 amino acids)
Source: RefSeq, a predicted model, not a curated record
UCAAUUAAGUUUUACGAGAAAAUGCUCAAGAUAUAAGGGGAGACAAUUUGCCGCAGAGUUCAUCAUCGGCCCUCAAACCAUGAAGUGGAUCACGUUGUUCCUGUUCUAUUUGCACUCCUUGCAGUGUCAAGCCAACGAUCAUGCAACCGCCACAAUCAACCACAGACAGUUCUCGUCACAGGUCCACCUCGACGCUGCCACCGGGUUGCCAACGCUGCACAAAUCCGACUGCGAGUGUCUCACCAAAAUUCACCUCGUGACCACCCGCACCGCCGUGGAACCCCAGCAAGUCCCGCCUCUCGGAUUGUGCCGCUGCCAGGAGUGCGAAGCGCACGAGCUUGACGAGCAGGGAAACCCCAAAUUCAACUGCCACGAGCGUCACGUGCCGGAAAAGCUCGUUAUGCGACGAUUGAACCGACACAAGCGGGCCUUCAGCUGGGAGGACAUUAUCGGGAAGAUUUCGCUGAUGGGAAGCAUCGACAAUCAGUACAGCAAGAAGACGCAAGGGUACUUCCACUACAAUUACGGAACUUCGGACAGUCCGGGUGAGGUAGGGGUGAAGCCUACGACGGCUAAGCCAACUACGACGACGACUAAGCUGCCGGAGACGACCCCGCCGGAGUAGUGGAAAUUUAUGGCGGAGCAGAAACAAUGAAACAUUAAACUAGCAAUGUGUUCUAUUUUAAGUAUGGCGAUAAAAAAUAAAGUGGUUUAAUGGUGUGAAA